Messenger RNA from Anastrepha obliqua, 7152 nucleotides. RefSeq names its product hemicentin-1. The coding region runs from base 116 to 6730 and encodes 2204 amino acids. The record is from RefSeq and is a predicted model, not a curated record. NCBI's taxonomy places the organism in Eukaryota, Metazoa, Arthropoda, Insecta, Diptera, Tephritidae. The transcript has 22 exons.
AGCAAUCAGCGAACACGAAGGCAAAUCAGUGGUGAUACCUUGUCCGGUCAACAACGAUAAAUGUGGCAAUUUGCAUUCGAUAAAUUGGUUCAAGGGCGACGAUCGCAUUGCAGCAAUGCUUUUGGGCGAAAGCAAUGUGACGAGCGUGUCAGACGAGUUUGCGAAAAGAGUCAAAGUGGAGCAAAAUCCAUUUAGAUUAGUUAUUAAUGACUUAAAAAUAUCUGAUGAGGAUACCUAUCUUUGUGAUACAACAUUUCUUAUACCAAUCGAAACGUGUGAUAAUUUCAACGGCUAUCGUGUCGAGUUGAAUGUCUUAGUGCCACCAACGGAGGUUGUGAUUCUGGAUGAGAAAGGCGAUCAUAUUGAAAAUGGUUCGAUCAUUGGGCCCAUGCAGGAACGUCAGACACUGAAAGCCGAGUGUGUAGUACGGAACACACGACCACUACCGCAGGUCGGCUGGUGGCGGAGGGAUAAACGACUAAUGACGCAUUCCGCCUCGUAUGUCGAGACAGAUGGCCUCUUUACUGCCACACUGGGAUUAACACUCGAAUUGUCAAGGGACGAUCUGGCGCGCGACAUUGAAUGCCACGUUGAGUCAGCGGCUUUACCGAAUAAAAUAAUCAACAAAUUUCGCGUCGAUUUGCAAGUGCGUCCAACGAGCAUAUCCAUCAAUGGCGUGGAGCAUCAUACGGUGCAGGGCAGCAAAGUCGUGCUGACAUGUGAUAUUCAUGGCGCUCGACCUGCCGUUAAUUUGACGUGGUUCAAUUCCUCCACAAUUAUUAGUCCGGAAGAGAAUGACUUGACAGAAAUAAGAACAAAAGCGUUCGAAAAAGACGAUGGCACGUAUCACACGCAGUCGGAGCUUAUCUUCAAUGCGACACGUUUCGAGAAUGACAUGAAUUUUCGGUGCGACGCGGACAAUGUGGUGCUGCAGAUAAACCGCGAAAAACCAUUCACGUCGUCGUUGACACUGGAAGUUUUAUAUCCACCAGUAGUUAAGGUUAGCCCGCCCGAGAUUACAGUAAAUACCAGCGACACAGUGCUGCUCAACUGCGAAUAUGUCGCAAAUCCCGCUUCGCUCACGCAAGUCGUGUGGUAUCGCAACGGUGAUUUAGUCAAUGUCAACGACACUGAAAGUUAUGAGGGUGGCAAUUCCGAGAACGUUGCACUGGUUAUACGCUCCACCGACAAGGAGGAUGUCGGUAACUACACCUGUCAGCUAUCAAAUGCCAUUGGCAAGGGCAUCUCUGAGCAGCAAAUUGACCUGGAUGUGCAGUUUGUGCCAAUUGUCGAAGUGCUGAUGAUACCCGAGGGUCCCGUAAAGGAGAGUGACGAAUCGAAUGUGACACUGUACUGCAACAUCUUAGAGGCUAAUCCUGCGGUGCUGACAAAAGUGCGUUGGUAUGCCAAUUCGACGUUACUGAAGGAGCUGCCCGAUUGUGAAGAGACAAAGGAGGAUUUAUGUCACAUUGAUCCCAGUAAAUUGCUUUUGGAGAGUAUUGGGCGCGGCUUCUUCUACAAUUACUCUUGCGAGGGUUACAAUGCCGCCGGUUGGGGGCCGCGCAGCGAGGAUAAAGAAUUAAUGGUCCAUUAUGAGCCCGGUCCCGCUACGCUCACCCACUUCCCCUUGAUUGCGGUGAAGAAGAAGAGUGUAACAUUUUCAUGCUCGGUGGACGAUCCCGGAUAUCCCGAAUCGAAUAGAUUCCGUUGGUUGCGCGGCGGUCGUGGUCCGCUACAAGACAUCGUCACCAAGGAUUGGACUGUGGAGCCAGUGGGUUUGGAUAGCCGCACCAAUUACUCCUGCUAUGCAUUCAAUGAGGGUGGCAAGGGUGUGAUGGCUACCGUCAAUCUGGAAGUACAUGCCCCACCAUUCUUCAUCAAGAAUUUGGUGCCAUAUACAGGCAUGUUGCACACAUCGCGUACAGCGAAUUUAACAUGCCGCAUCGAGUGUGUGCCACGUUGCGAAAUCACUUGGCUGAAGGGUACGGAUCCCAUUGAUAAGAACGAUACGCGCUACUUCAUCAAGGAGAAGUACGUCGACGCCUCUCCUGCGACCGGUGACUUCGAGAGUAUGCUCUCUGUAUUGCACUUCAAUAUGACCAACUGGCCAAAUCAAAAAUUCGACAUCGAAUCGGAUAGCGCCAACUACACUUGUGUUUCGACAGGCAACUCCGUUGGGCCUGGCAUCAAAAGCGCCACUUAUUUCUCCAUCGAAUAUGCGCCUGAGAACUCAACCGUUUCGGAGGAGGUGGUUUACGUGCAGGAGGGCACUAUACCCGGACGUGUCAUUUGCAACGCCAAAGCUAAUCCCAGCGCGCACUACAAUUGGAUAUUCAACAAUACAAAACUCGGACAAGAUCAAGCUCUAAUCAUCAACACACCAAUGACACGCAAUGAUUCGGGCGUCUACACAUGUGUCGCCUCGAAUAAGCAUGGCAAGAACACAGCUGAAACAUUCAUCGACGUACAAUUUAAGCCACGUUGCGAAAUUGAAAGGCACGAGAUCGAUGACCAGGAUACACUAAUUUGCACAGCAUUCGGAAAUCCUGUAGAGGCUGAUUUUUCAUGGUCAAUUAAAGCGGAAAAUGACAGCGCCGAAUGGCUGGGCACUGGCGAGCGCCAGGGUUAUAAGGACAAGAGUUUUUAUGUGCUGGACGAUGGUUAUGCGAUUGCACGCACUUAUCGGUGCAUCGCCAACAACACCGUCGGCCCGGGGACGUUUUGUGAAAUCGAAGUGGCUGAACAACUGGCCUGGUGGCAACGCUGGGAUAAGACAACACUCAUCAUUUUGGUAGCCUCAAUACUGGCGCUGCUUCUGGCCGUGAUUAUAAUUUGUUGCAUCAUCAUCUGCAUAUGUCGCCGUCGCAGACGUCAAGAUAAAUUACAAGACAAGUCAUCUUCACUGGGGGAUCCAUUGACGGAACCUGGCGAGUAUGAGAAUCUACCAUUUCAUGGUCUGCAAACGGCUCCUAAUAAGUUCUCUACGACUCUUACAAAUUUUAAUAACAACACCAAUGUGGUGCGCGUCGCUCCACGACCCAAGAGACUCAAUGGAAAUAUUGGCCAGCAACAGCACCAGCAGCAACAAUACGAACAGGAGCAGUACGACCCACAAUUUCAGUAUCAUCAACACCAACAACAACAUCAACAGCAACAGCAACAGCAUCAGUACAACACCAUGCAAUAUGUUGGGGGCGGGGGACGAGCGAAUCAACAGCACCAGCAAUCGCACACAAUGAAUUCCCACAACAAAGCGAUGCUGCAGCAUCACCAACAGCAUAUGUUGAUUUCAGUAGCGGCGGAUGGCGGCGAGAGUAUCGGCGGCGGCAUCGUUGGCACAGGCAACGCCGCUUCUGGUGGCAACGGUUACAUGAACGGCGGCAUCGUUGGCACUGCACCCCAUCAAAUUACAUACAAUCUGAAUAAUUGCUUUCCGAAAAGUUACACCGAAUAUUACCAUCAACAGCAGCAACAGAAGCAACAAAACUCAGUCUCGAAUAACACUUCCAAUGCUCAGCUGUUGAAUGCCAUUGAACAUGACUACCCAACGUACGCAGUGGUGGAGCGCAACACAACGAAUACUUCCGGUUUUGAUGUGGCUGGUGCAGACGCCACCGGUGCACGUGCUUGCCCACCGCCCACUGCAGCAGCCAGCACGAACCCUUUUUUGGCCAUAAGUAAUUUUAAAAAAUAUGACACUAACAGCAGUCCAGCCGAUAAUGCCUAUCAACCGCAUAUAUUGGACGUCGGCGGCACUGGCUCAAUGCAACGCAGCGGUAAACGCAAGUCGAUAUUGGAUGGCAAAAUGGAGGAAAAGAAGUUCUAUUCGCUAAAAUUUAACGCCGUUGGUGGUAAGAACAAAGCGCCUCAUUCAGCGCAUAAGCCGCCGGCGAGUGGAAUGCUAAAUGCGUCGAUGAUAUUCCCCGGCAGCAAUAGCAACAAGUGUAAGCGACAUCAUUCUUUUGCUGGUGGUAGCAUUGGCGAUAUUGACUCCGCCGGCCCGGGCGCCCAACAUUCCGCACAUCAGAUUAAAUCAUCGGCAUUGAUGCGCUUCUACGAUCCGCCUGCGUAUGAGAAUUUGGCCGCCGAUAGCGCAGCCGCUGUACAGGUGCACGAGUGUGCCGUAGAGGCGCAUCCAUCGCCAGCUGCUGGUGGUAUGAGUGGCACGGCCACCAUAUUGCUACAUCCGCAGCCCACAGCUAGUGGCAGCGGCGCGAACGGCACUAGCACGCAAGCUGGACAAACGGGCCACAAGAAAAAACAUCACCAUCGCCAACACCAGCAGAAGGAUGAUUUCAAUUUGAUUGAGCCAGAGCGAUUGAGCAUCUACCGCAGCGAUUCGGGAAUUUCGAAUAGCUCAUAUGAAUGUGUUACGCCUGUGCCACCACCGCCGGGCAGCACUCGCACAACGUCCCUACUAAACGGCACGCCGCCACCCAAAACGCCCAAGAGCUCAAAGCUAUCAAAACACAGCAUGUCCGGUGGUGGGGGCACAAGUAGCACAGGUCACAUCAACGUCAUUAAUUACAAAAAGUCCACGCGUCCGCCCAGCGGCACUAAGAGCAACAUGGCAAAUGUUGCGGCCAACGGCACAUCGUUGCCCGUUUAUAUGAAUGUUGAUGGUCAGCCCACAGCGCAAUAUGAGCGCUCCUGUUCGCCGAGCUCCACUUUAGUCAAUUCUUCGUAUGAAUCUGCUUCGUCUUCACAAAAUGACGGUCAUGGCGGUCCCGGCUCGACCGAUCCCACAUCGUUAUCCUCCUGCAACUCGCUAUACAGUAGUGGGACCGGCACGCUAAUUGGCGUGAAUCCGCUCAUGAAGACGGGCAUGGGCAUGACGGCCUCUCGUUGCGGUUUGCAUCAGAAACCUGCAGAAAUCACGACACCCGAGGAGUACGAACAGUAUCAGCUGGGCCACCACCGACAUUCUGCCUCGUCGCUGAGCGUUGCCAGCACGGUGAGUGCGAGUGGAACACGGCGAUGCAAAAAACAGCAAUCGGCACUAGCGUCAGCGGGAUCCGUGACAGGAAUUGAGCAUUUUGCAAUUGGCAUCACUAAUCCAUUUCUAGCAAGUGAAUGCGUCACAACAGCGGCCACCUGCGCUGCCAACGCCGCCGCCACCUCCAGCCGCAGCCUCAAUGCCCAUGCCAAUAGCAAGAAACUACGACGAAAAACUAUCAGCGACCCCUGCGCACAUAUCCGGUACAUCACCUAUGGCAUCGGUCGCUACAACAACACCACCAACAACAACGGUGUUACCAGUGACCAAACACACGCCGACGAUUAUCGCGCCCAAUGUACGAGUAGCGCGCCCAAGGCAACAGCAGCAUACCAACAGCAAGUUAAAUCACAACAACAGCAUAACAACAACAAUAGUCGCGGACAUCAGCAACAGCAACAGCACUAUCAACAAUCGUUGCUAAUCUCGCGAACGUGCGGCACCAAUAACAACGACGCGAAUGUUGAUGUCGACCACAAAAACAAGGACAUGGCAAUGCAGCAGCACAGAUUAGUACCGUUAGGUGGUGAUGCCGAUGAAGCGGAUAUUGUUGCUGCAGCCACCAAGAAAAUUUCUACCACAGCAGAGCAUAUGGACGAUAAUGUUGCAGGUGGCGUUGAAGCUACCACCAAUUUAAUGUUGCCACAUGUGGCAGUUGAUGAAAGUGCAACAACAACACAACUGACUUCUAAUGGUGAUUAUCUCGCGCGCAGACCAGUCAAGCUGCCACUCCGCAAAUAUCACAGCUUCCACUUUCAGCCAUCGCAAACCGUAGCUGGCACUUUGCGUCACUGUAAAUUACAGCAAUUACGCAUGCAAAUGCAACACAAGCAACAACAACAACCAUACAGUUUGCAAGCAGAUAUUUUAGUGCACGAGCCACUCCGCCAAGUACGCUCCGCGCAAGCCGAGUCAGGUGCAGCGCUCCCAGUCAAACGCUACGCCAUCGAAGGAGGACCGCUCGUUUUUCGGCCGCUUUCAUGGCAUGAGCAGCGCACUUUCAAACCAAUUUCCUCUCCAGUGGACGAUGGCGCAGCAAAAGUGGAGGGGCGGUCUGUAACCGCAAAAAUACCAACCAAAAUAACUGAGAAAAGGACCCAAAACCGCACAGCAGCGCAAGCGGAGGCAGAGGCAGAGGAAGAAGAAAAAUCUGAAAUGAGCGAAGAACUUGCGGAAGAAAUCAAACAAAUUACCAGAAGUGCGCAAUUACCACAUGUGAGCCUUAAUCCCGCCGCCUCACUGGAGGCCUUGGAGGCGCUCACCAAACAUCAUCCCGAGCUAAUUUAUGCCACUAAACCAGGCACUCGACAUAACUUACACAAACAACUUGCCCUGCCCGACCAGUGGGGACAACAGUUAAUCGACGAAAAUCAACCAACCACAGGCAGUCCGUCGAAAGACUAUGCCACAGAGAAGAGCGAGAGUGCAACGAAAGUAAAAGAAACCGAAACAAAGGCAACGAUUGAGAACGAGAAUGAUUAUGGUGGCGAUGAUGAUGAAGAUGACGAAGACCAGGGCUACUCCUUUUGCGAGGACUACGACGAAGACGAUGAUGAGUUGGAAAGUGUGGCAGUGCAAAGCUCGCAAAAUGCGAACCCAAACAUUGACGCCAGUGUUGGUGACCAACGAACGACCGCGGCAGCAGAGUCACCGCGUGUGGUGCUCUCAGCUGGUCGUAAUGGCGGUAAUGUGAAGUACAUGCUGCGGCAAAGCUAUCGCGAAGUGCAUAUUUAAAUGCCACCAGAAGUGGGUCCACUCCUAUGUACAUAUGGGUGUACCGCUGAUGUCGCCUUUGGUUUAGCGGCAUUUUUAUUGCGCAUCAUUUUUCCUAAAAUUGCCAACACAAAAUUCAAACGAAAUUUCAAUUGCACAGCGUCCACUGAUUGUAGCCUCCAAUUUAUACUCGCAUGUAAGCAUUAUUUCCUUUUGAGUGUGCAGCAGCAACAAGAACAACAAAAAAUUCACAGCCCCAGCUGGCCUGAAUCAAGUGUAAAUAAAUAAAAGACCAAAAAAACUAAAAACAACCACCCCACUAAUAAAUAAUUCCAACUAAUUUAAGUCAGCCGCGCCUUGCCAUGACGGCGCAGACAAGCGCUCAGAAUAUAAGUUCAGUAAGUAAGUACGUGAAAUUAGCUGUAGGUAUUUAUAAAUUACAU